CUCAACUCGCAUCAUCUAUUUUUCAUAUCCCGAAACUGCAGUUAAAAAUACUCGAUCAUCGAACUCGGAAGCGUGCACCUUUAUACUACUUUCUCGGCAUGCAAUUCCUCGGUCGUACUACAUCUAAGCUUGGUCAGCGAGCGUCGUCCUAUUCAGUUUCGAAACUCGUGCCGCUUGCGGCUCGUCCAUUCAGCACUCUUCCUCGAGCUGUCACUGAAAUCACUCAUCCCGACGAUGAUGUCCCACAAAAAACUCUCGACGCUGUUAACCGAUACAAUCAGCAUACCAUCACAACUUACGGUCGUCCUAACAUUGUCAUUAGCAAGGGCAAAGGCAGUAGCUUGUACGAUACCAACGGACGUGAAUACAUCGAUUUUACGGCCGGUAUUGCCGUAGUAGCGUUGGGUCACGCUGAUCCUGGCGUCACCAAGGUGUUGACAGAACAAGCCAGCAAAUUAGUCCACAUCAGUAACCUAUAUCACAACGAAAAUGCCGGUGAAUUGGCAGACAAACUGAUCAACAAAACCCAUGACCACGGAGGUGCGUGGGCCAACAAGGUGUUCUUGGCAAACUCAGGUACCGAGGCCAAUGAAGCUGCUCUCAAAUUUGCUCGUAAAUGGGGCAAGCACGUUGCUGGCGAUGAUAAAUAUGAAAUUGUUUGCUUUACCAACGCAUUCCACGGUCGUUCCAUGGGAGCCUUGUCAGCCACUUACAAUCCAAAGUACCAGAAACCAUUUGCACCGUUGCUUCCCGGAUUUGUUACAGUACCUUUCAAUGACGUCGAGAAGGCGGUGGCUGCCAUCACCGAUAAGACGUGCGGUGUCAUUGUUGAACCGAUCCAAGGUGAAGGCGGUGUUCAUGAUGCAUCUCAAGAGUUCUUGGAGGCGUUGCGCAAACGUUGUGACGAAACCAAUGCUGUAUUGAUUUUCGAUGAAAUUCAGUGUGGUUUGGGACGUACGGGCAAAUUAUGGGGUCAUCAACACUUUAACUGCCAGCCCGAUAUCUUGACAUUGGCCAAGCCUUUGGCUAACGGUGUUCCUAUUGGCGCUGCGCUGACUAACGAGAAGGUUGGAGAUAUGAUCAAAUUGGGUGAUCACGGAACCACUUUUGGCGGUAACCCUCUUGCCACGGCUGUGGCCUGUCACGUAUUUGACCGUAUCAGUGAUGAUGCAUUUUUGAAAAUGGUCCGAGAAAAGGGCGACGCGUUAAAGUCCGGUCUCAAAGCAAUUCAGGCCAAACAUCCCGAUCUGAUCAAAGAGAUUCGUGGCAAAGGUUUAUUGCUCGGCAUGGAGUUCACUCAAGAUCCUGCCCCACUUGUGAAGAUGGCUCGCGAACGUGGCUUGCUCGUGGUGACUGCCAGCUGCAACACUUUGCGUGUCAUUCCUCCUCUGGUUCUCACCGAAGAAGAAGCUGAAAAGGGGUUGGCUCGUUUGGCCGGCGCCGUAGAACAAUUUGCUCAAACUGUAUCAUCUGCCUAGAAAAUCAUCAAGUUGAAGAUCAUGCCUAAACAUAUACAACCUUUACAACCAUUGCUUGAUGCAUAUGUGCGAUAUUUAUUUCUAUAGAAUACUUGGAUGACAGCAUACAACUUACUAGAAACAUAAAGACGCGUUUCAUGUGGUAGGGGGACCCGUAAAAAAUCGCUGAUGUAGACGAGCUCAAGGAGGAUGCAAACCAUCAUUUAUAUACAAAACUAAGAGACAUUACUGUAUGCAGAAAAGUCUAGUUUUGGCAUCUAAUUUCUCUUGCGAUUAAAGGAUUAUUCGGAAAUGGGUGUAUCAUAAAUAUUGUCCGUCUGAUAAAGAUCUCCAAGGAUAGCUUCAUCGUGAGCAUACAAGUGAUGAAUUUUUCAAUCUCCUCCUCGCUGAAAAUGAUUGGUUGGUUGUGGGUGGAUCAUUUCUGGAUGCCGCAUGCCUAC
Radiomyces spectabilis is the source of this 1918-nucleotide messenger RNA. RefSeq names its product pyridoxal phosphate-dependent transferase. Gene Ontology annotation, cellular component: mitochondrial matrix. Gene Ontology annotation, biological process: arginine metabolic process. Bases 99 to 1478 code for a protein of 459 amino acids. The transcript has 5 exons. Gene Ontology annotation, molecular function: transaminase activity; pyridoxal phosphate binding; identical protein binding. The record is from RefSeq and is a predicted model, not a curated record. NCBI's taxonomy places the organism in Eukaryota, Fungi, Mucoromycota, Mucoromycetes, Mucorales, Radiomycetaceae.